Emiliania huxleyi CCMP1516 is the source of this 1675-nucleotide messenger RNA. RefSeq lists its product as hypothetical. Bases 11 to 1651 code for a protein of 546 amino acids. NCBI's taxonomy places the organism in Eukaryota, Haptophyta, Isochrysidales, Noelaerhabdaceae. The record is from RefSeq and is a predicted model, not a curated record. The transcript has 5 exons.
CAAUCUCGAUAUGCUGCUUGUUGCGGCCGCAUCAUCGCUGCUCUCUUCCUCGCUUGUGCCGGGCGGCCGGCCGGUAGGCAGCACUGUCGUCGCGCGCUCCGCCCCGCCGAUCGCCCAGUUCGGCACCGGCAAUUUCGACCGGGCGCAGGCGCGCCGCGUGGAGGCGGCGAAGGUCAGCGAUCCGACUGCGAAACCCGACUUUGGAGGCCUCGCGGUUUUGACGGCGAGCGCGGUCGUCAUCCCGCUUGUGUUCCUGUCUGGCAUCUACUCUGGUGGACCUGGCAAGAAGACUCCCUUCACCUUCACCGACAGCAUCAGCCCGGCGGCCGUCGCGGAGCGCGAAGUCGUCGCAAAGAAGCGGGCCGCCUUUGAGGCGGAGCGAGCGGCGCAGCUGAAGAAGGAGGCGGAGAAGCGGGCGGCCGCGGAGAAGGCACAGGUGAAGGAGCUCGAGAAGGAGGCGAAGGUCGAGGCGACCGUCAAGGCGAAGGAGUCGAGGGGCGCUCCGGUGGCCGUCCCGGCGCCGGCGGAGAAGAAGAAGGCGGCGGCGCCGGCGCCGCCUCCGGCCGCCAAGGAGGACGUCAAGGCCAAGGAGGCGGCGAAGAAGGCCGAGGCCGAGGCGAAGGCCAAGGCUGAGAAGGAGAAGGAGGUCGCGGCGAAGGCCAAGGCGGAGAAGGAGGCGGCGGAGGCCAAGGCGGCGGCGGAGGCCAAGGCGGCGGCCGAGAAGGCGGCGGCGGAGAAGGCGGCGGCGGAGAAGGCGGCGGCGGAGAAGGCGGCGGCGGAGAAGGCGGCGGCGGAGAAGGUUGCGGCGGAGAAGAAGGCUGCGUCGGAUGCGCUCGAGAGGAAGGCGGCCGAGGCGCGCGCCCGCGCGGCGGAGCUGGAGAAGUCGGCCCCGAAGAAGGUGUCCAAGAAGGCCAAGGCGGCGGAGCAGAGCGCCGCAAAGGCGCAGGCGGAGGCGGACGCAAAGGCGGCCAAGGCCCAGGCGGCGGCGGAUGCCAAGGCUGCGCGCGAGGCUGCUGCGAAGGAGCGCGCCGCCGCCAACGAGGCAGGCGGCCGCAAAGGAGCGCGCGGCUGCCAACGAGGCAGCUGCCAAGGAGCGCGCGGCUGCCAAGGAGAAGGCGGCGGAGGCGAGGGCGGCAGCGGAGAAGGAGAAAGCGGCCGCCGCCGCGCAGAAGGCGGCCGAGAAGCCCGCGCCAGCGCCCAAGGCCGAGAAGCCCGCGCCGGCGCCGAAGGCGGAGAAGCCCGCGCCGGCGCCCAAGGCGGAGAAGCCCGCGCCCGCGCCGGCUGCCGAGGCGCCCAAGCCUGCGGCUGCGCCGGUCGUGGCGCCGGCCGACGGCAUGCUGUCCACAAACGAGGCCAACAACAUCCUCGCGAACUACAAGGCCUCCAAGGCCAAGUGAGUGCACUGACAACUCCUCCGGCGACCAGACGCCACCCCACAGCCAGUACUGGCGCAUGCGGCGCAAGCAGCCCCCCGCGUACUCCUCCGCACACGCGCGUCUCUACGCCUCUCGGCACCCGCCAGGGGUCCGGCCGACUCGCUGGCGGGCGCGAGACGGUGUUUGGACGUGCUUGCAAGGAAGGACCUCAGCUGCGAUGCUCCCUCGGCCCCAUCUCACAUGGUCUGAUGUGGCAAACAGAAUCUCUUUCGUGAUUGAGUGAAACAAAAAUAACAUUC